UAACGGUGUGAUUAAGCCAAGCUAGUUUUAAUCCCCUGUGAACAGCUCUCCCAGCGAUCAGCUUUCGCUGGUAAAAAGUGAAAAAUCAAGAUGCGCUUCCUCUCGUACAUCAACCUGCUAGUGCUGGGUGUGUUGGCACUGGUUCUAAGCGCGAAUGCAGUCCCGUGCGGUUGCCCGAGGACAUACCGGCCUGUGUGUGGCAGCGAUAAGAAGACAUACUCCAACCUGUGCGUGCUGAACUGCCGCAUUGGUUCCGAAUAUGGCGUGAAGUCCAAUCUGAAGCUGCUGCGCGAAGGACACUGCAUGCAGAACGACAAGGUCGAGGAGGAGGAUAAAUGA
This is a messenger RNA of Anopheles nili, 339 nucleotides long. Its product is annotated as trypsin inhibitor ClTI-1-like. The transcript has a single exon. The record is from RefSeq and is a predicted model, not a curated record. Lineage: Eukaryota; Metazoa; Arthropoda; Insecta; Diptera; Culicidae. Gene Ontology annotation, molecular function: protein binding. The coding region runs from base 91 to 339 and encodes 82 amino acids.